Nezara viridula (southern green stink bug) is the source of this 216-nucleotide messenger RNA. The record is from the annotation of a GenBank genome assembly. NCBI's taxonomy places the organism in Eukaryota, Metazoa, Arthropoda, Insecta, Hemiptera, Pentatomidae.
AUGGAAAUCUCUGUCAGAUUAGUGUCUGGAAUGAUAAAAAGUGACUUCAGGACGGAUGCAUUUCGAGCAAUGACAGGACAAAGAAGUCAUUGGGUUUUCCAGCAGGAUUCCGCUCCAGCUCACAAGGCCAGGUCAACUCGGCUUGCAGCCACUGAACUAAGAACAUUACUGAAUUCAUCUCUGUUUCAGAUCGGCACCCAUGAAGCUCUGGUCUGA